CACCAGCCACCUACAUCAGUGAUUGGAAAUCGGCACAAAAAGGUUUGCUGAGUGUUAAGGCCUACGGUCCGGUGAAGGAUGCGAUCCUUACCUUGAUCAGCAAGUUACGGGAUUACAACAUUUUGACGGAGGUUCUUUAUCCAGGCAUCGACUUCACGGGGAUGUUCAAGUUUGCUACUACAAGGUUGUACGGUUCUUGCACCCUGUUCAAACUGCUCUUGUCCAUCAAGGCCACUCCGGCCCAGGCUGAUCAAACACCUGCCAACGACGACUCAUCUGAAGAGGAGGACAAUGAAUCCCAGGAAGGAGCGGGUUCUCUGUCCGGACCAUUCACGAAGGUGACAAAGAAGAAGGUGAAGAAGAAGAAGAAGAAGUCGCUCAUUUCCGAUAAUUUAGAGAAUCAUUUUCUCAAAGAUCUAUCCCCGGCACAACGCAAGCUGGCUGAAGCCACCGACCGCAAACUGAAGAACGAUAUUGAUCGCCAUAAGGCAGGACCACUCUUCCUGAUGAUUCUUCCUGGAGAAAUGGAAGGCUCUUACAUCUUUGUAUGCCGCAAGAAGUACGGUCAGUUAGCUCAAAACGUGUUGAGAUGGAUAGUUCCGUUCUUGAUUCAUCACCUGUGCAAACUUACGGAUACGCAAGCUGAUCGAGUCUUGGGUAAAUGGAUUCCCAAAUCAGAGAUCCAGGCGACGCGUCGUAAGUGUUUGGUAUGGUGCACCAACACGCUACUCGCUAUUGAGGCCUCCGAUCAGUCGACCAAGGUGGAGGAGGCUCUGGAGUUUUUGGACAAUGUGAUCGAAGACACUACCGAUGUCUACCAAGGUCAACUCUCGAUCAAUAUGGAUAUGGCGAAUGCCAAGGAUAUUGACAAUGGACAAACGGUCACGGGGAUGCUUGAUGAAAUGCACAAACGUGAACAACAACUGGAGGAUGCCUUUGUGGAAAUCGAAGCUCGUGACAACGCCUUGGCGGCUAAAGACCAGGCCCUGGCUCAGCAGAAAGCCGCGACUGCGGCUCUUCAAGCCCAACUUGACGCCCUUCAACGUCAAACAGCUCACCACUUGGCCAUCAACUCGCAGCCACCUGCUCAAAACAAUGAGGUAUCUCCAGAUUGGUCCGAAUUCACUACGCCACCAAAAAAGAGGAAAAGCAAGGAUACGUCCACGACUAAGAGGAGCGUUGACAGGUCUAAGGCUGGUCUUAAGCCGCCCACUAAGUCAACUCGUACCAGCACGUCUGUUCACUUUCAGCAGCCGAAGCACCGCUCUUGGAACACGUCUCAGGUCCAGGUGGACACAACUCAGAUGGAGGGUGAUACUACUACAGCUGUGUCCCAGGACGAGAGCCUCUCAUCUCUGACAGCGGCCUCUCCGGGAGGUGUACACCCAUUCUUUCUCCCUUCUCCAUCUGGCAUAUCCGGUACUAGCGGAUCUGCUAAGUUGCCUUAUUUGGCCGGCCGCGGAGCGCCUCGCUCCGCGGCAGGGCCAUGA
Molecule: messenger RNA, 1490 nt
Organism: Cylindrotheca closterium
Lineage: Eukaryota; Bacillariophyta; Bacillariophyceae; Bacillariales; Bacillariaceae
Source: the annotation of a GenBank genome assembly